GGAGGGGGGAGGGGUAGGGGGUGAAGUGGAUUGUGUUAAUAAUAUUAAUAAAGGACACGAAAGUGACAAGGGUGUAACGACAGAUGAGCACGAGCGAUGGCGUGCCACUGUCGGGUCCCGAUAUUGGUAACGGGGCCCGUCCCACCAGUGACACUGGUUAUACCGAUGGUCAGCAGACAGGUGGACAGACACAGGAUGGCAUUGGUUCAUCGAAAGCUGCAACAGCAGCAGCAUCCACAGCAGCACCCAAGAGACCGCCCAGGAGGGGUGCUAAACCCACCCCUGAUCGGCCGGUACGGGCCCUUUUCUGUAUGGGCCUUAAAAAUCCACUUAGGAAAAUGUGCAUCGACGUCGUUGAGUGGAAACCUUUUGAGUGGCUCAUUCUCCUGACAAUUUUAGCCAAUUGCGUCGCCCUGGGAGUGUACACACCCUAUCCCUGUAGCGACUCUAAUCAAACAAAUAUGUAUUUGGAAAAAAUUGAAUACGUAUUCCUCGUCAUAUUCACCGUGGAAUGCGUGAUGAAAAUAAUAGCUUACGGUUUCGUAGCUCAUCAAGGAGCCUAUCUCCGAAAUGGUUGGAAUAUGUUGGAUUUUACAAUUGUUGUAAUAGGAAUGAUCAGUACAAUACUGACAAUACUUAUGAAAGAGGGCUUCGAUGUAAAAGCCCUGAGGGCAUUUCGUGUACUACGACCACUCCGGCUGGUUUCCGGUGUACCGAGUCUACAAGUAGUACUGAAUUCCAUCCUCAAGGCAAUGGUACCAUUGCUGCACAUUGCAUUACUAGUACUGUUUGUUAUCAUCAUUUACGCCAUUAUAGGAUUAGAAUUAUUCUCGGGAAAAAUGCACAAAACGUGUAGAAAUAAUAAAACUGGUGAAAUUAUGGAGGAGCCACAUCCCUGUGGUCCGAAUGGUUUCCAAUGCAACACACUAGGAAGUCAAUACGUCUGCAGUAGGCAGUACUGGGAGGGUCCGAACUUUGGAAUAACAAACUUCGAUAAUUUUGGACUGGCGAUGCUGACUGUCUUCCAGUGCAUAACACUAGAAGGAUGGACCGACGUUCUCUACGAUAUUGAAGACGCCAUGGGGAGCACCUGGCAGUGGAUAUACUUCGUGUCCAUGGUCAUUCUCGGUGCAUUUUUCGUGAUGAACCUGAUUCUCGGUGUGUUGUCCGGAGAGUUCUCCAAGGAGAGGGAUAAGGCGAAGAAAAGGGGGGAGUUUCAACAGUUGAGGGAGAAACAGCAGAUCGAUGAAGAUCUCCGAGGAUAUCUGGACUGGAUAACUCAGGCUGAGGACAUUGAAACCGAGCACGACGAGCCCAGGAUGCAGAGCAGAAAGUCAAAGCAGCAGAAUGAAAUGGAGAGCACAGACAGGCUCGAGGGGGAUGAUGAGGGUGCACGUCAGGAGUCGGUGUGGGUGAAAAAUCGUAAAACUUGGGCUGAUCUGAACAAACACAUGAGAAAGGGAUGCCGAAGGGCGGUUAAAUCACAAGUUUUUUACUGGCUGAUCAUCGUUCUAGUGUUUCUCAAUACAGCUGUACUUGCUACUGAGCAUUUUCGUCAGCCAGAUUGGCUCGAUUGGUUUCAAGAGUACACUAAUAUGUUUUUCGUUGCUCUGUUCACCAUGGAGAUGACAUUGAAAAUGUACAGUUUGGGAUUUCAAGGAUAUUUUCUAUCGUUAUUCAAUCGGUUUGAUUGCUUCGUUGUCAUCGGUUCAAUCAGUGAAAUGAUACUCACGAAUACUGAAGUCAUGCCACCACUUGGGGUAUCUGUACUUCGGUGUGUCAGGCUGCUCAGGGUCUUCAAGGUCACCAAGUACUGGAGAUCGCUGUCGAAUUUGGUGGCAUCGUUGCUUAACUCGAUACAAUCGAUUGCCUCGUUGCUGCUGCUUCUGUUUCUUUUCAUCGUCAUUUUUGCACUGUUGGGGAUGCAGGUCUUCGGGGGAAAAUUCAACUUCGACGAUCUUCAGGACAAACCACGAAGCAAUUUCGACAGCUUCUGGCAAAGUUUGUUGACAGUAUUUCAGAUACUGACGGGCGAGGACUGGAAUGCAGUUAUGUACGUGGGUAUUCGGGCCUAUGGAGGUGUUGCCAGUCAUGGAAUACUUGCUUGUGUUUACUUCAUCAUUCUUUUCAUCUGUGGAAACUACAUUCUGCUGAACGUCUUCUUGGCCAUUGCUGUUGACAAUCUAGCUGAUGCUGAUCAGCUGACAGCUGUCGAGAAAGAAGAAGAGAAUGACAAGUCCCACAGUGGUUCACCACCUCGCGAUGAAUUGAGUGGUGAAGAGUGUGUUCACGAUGACGAAGACGUUGGUGAUAUCACCAGUGGUGAGGAGGAUCCGGGAACUGAUGUUGAACAAUACGAGAACGAUGGAGAUGAUUACGAGGGACAAGACACUGAGGGCUCCAAAGAUGGACACGAGGAUGGUGGGCAUAAAGUCAGAAUUAAUGUUGAAUCUGAUGACGAUGGUUACGAACAUUUUGCACCAGAUGAAGGGGAAGACGAUUACGAUCACAUGGAGAUGGAUGAGAUUGAGGGGGGACCGGAAGUCGUAUCGGCGAGACCCAGAAGAAUGUCUGAGUACAAUAUGGCGACUGAGAAGCCACCGAUACCCGAGGGAUCGGCCUUCUUCUUGUUCUCCAAGACCAAUAGAUUUCGAGUUUUUUGUCAUUGGUGCUGUAAUCACAGUUACUUUGGCAACUUUAUUCUCGCCUGCAUUAUGAUUUCUUCGGCCAUGUUGGCUGCUGAGGAUCCUCUCAAUGCUGCAUCCGAACGGAAUAUUAUAUUGAAUUAUUUCGAUUAUUUCUUCACAACUGUGUUCACCAUCGAAAUUUGUUUAAAAAUGGUAUCAUACGGAUUUGUACUGCACGACGGUGCAUUCUGUCGUUCGGCCUUCAAUCUUCUGGAUCUCCUAGUUGUCUGCGUCUCGUUGAUAUCCAUAGCAUGGAGAUCCAGUGCAAUUUCCUUCGUUAAAAUUCUACGUGUGCUACGUGUGCUCAGACCACUGCGUGCCAUCAACCGAGCUAAGGGCCUUAAGCACGUAGUCCAAUGCGUCAUCGUAGCAGUAAAGACUAUCGGAAACAUAGUCCUCGUCACCAGCCUCCUGCAGUUCGUCUUCGCCGUUAUCGGCGUCCAACUCUUCAAGGGAAAAUUCUUCUCGUGUAAUGACGAAUCUAAGAUUACGGAAGCUGACUGCCAUGGCACCUAUUUGGUUUACGAAGAGGGUAACAUCAACCGGCCAGUCACAAAAGAAAGAUUGUGGACGCGAAAUCGUUUUCAUUUUGAUGAUGUGGCAAAAGCCAUGUUGACAUUAUUUACAGUAUCAACAUUCGAGGGUUGGCCAUCGCUCCUAUACGUCUCAAUCGAUUCGAAUCGUGAAAACUACGGACCAAUCCAUAACUUUCGUCCAAUCGUCGCAGCCUACUACAUAAUAUACAUAAUUAUUAUAGCAUUUUUCAUGGUAAACAUAUUCGUCGGUUUCGUUAUUGUAACGUUUCAAAACGAGGGGGAACAGGAGUACAAAAAUUGUGGAUUGGAAAAAAACGAGCGUAACUGCAUUGAAUUUGCACUGAAAGCCAAACCUGUACGUCGAUAUAUACCAAAACAUCGAAUUCAGUACAAGGUCUGGUGGUUUGUCACCUCUCAACCAUUUGAGUACACAAUUUUUACUCUCAUCAUCAUCAACACCAUCACACUUGCUAUGAAGUUCUACAAUCAGCCGGAUCCAUAUACCCACGCCCUCGACGUACUCAAUAUGAUAUUUACAGCGGUAUUCGCACUUGAGUUUGUCUUCAAACUCGCUGCAUUUCGAUUUAAAAACUACUUCGGAGAUGCCUGGAACGUAUUCGACUUCAUCAUAGUACUCGGAAGUUUCAUCGAUAUCGUGUACUCCGAAGUAAAAGCACGACAGCAUGUGAAGGCGGGAGGUAGCCUCCCCACCACCGAUGAAAGUCCCGGUUCGAACAUCAUCUCCAUCAACUUCUUCCGGCUGUUUCGAGUCAUGAGACUCGUUAAACUCCUCAGUCGUGGCGAGGGCAUACGAACAUUACUCUGGACAUUCAUCAAGUCCUUUCAGGCACUGCCAUACGUCGCUUUACUCAUCGUCAUGUUGUUUUUUAUUUAUGCUGUAAUUGGAAUGCAAGUGUUUGGAAAAAUUGCACUAGAUAACGAAACAGCAAUCUACAGAAAUAACAAUUUUCAAACGUUCCCUCAGGCGGUUUUGAUAUUGUUUAGAUCAGCUACAGGUGAAUCAUGGCAGAAUAUCAUGUUGGACUGUUCGUAUCGUCCUGGUGAAGUGAAAUGCGACGUAAAAUCAGACGAUGCGAGCAAGGAAAGCUGUGGCAAUGACAUCGCAUUUCCCUAUUUCAUAUCAUUCUACGUUCUCUGUUCAUUUCUCAUCAUUAAUUUAUUCGUCGCCGUAAUCAUGGACAAUUUCGAUUACUUAACCCGCGAUUGGUCGAUCCUGGGACCACACCAUUUGGACGAAUUUAUUCGAUUGUGGUCUGAGUACGAUCCUGAUGCUAAAGGGAGGAUAAAACAUCUGGAUGUUGUGACUCUGCUUCGAAAAAUAUCACCACCCCUGGGCUUCGGUAAAUUGUGUCCACACAGGGUGGCUUGCAAGAGACUAGUGUCCAUGAACAUGCCCUUGAAUAGUGAUGGAACAGUUUUAUUUAACGCUACUCUGUUCGCGGUUGUGAGAACAUCAUUGGGAAUUAAGACAGAGGGAAAUAUUGAUGAUGCCAAUGCCCAACUCAGGGCGGUUAUAAAGAAAAUAUGGAAGAGGACCAGUCCAAAAUUACUGGAUCAGGUCGUACCACCACCUGGAGUGGACGAUGAAGUGACUGUCGGCAAGUUCUACGCGACUUUCUUGAUUCAGGAUUAUUUUCGAAGAUUCAAGAAGAGAAAGGAACAGGAGAUGAAGGAGGGGGAUAAGGAUUGUCAUAAUACUGUCACUCUUCAGGCUGGACUCAGGACUCUUCACGAGGCUGGACCAGAACUUAAACGAGCUAUCUCUGGAAAUCUUGAGGAACUGCUGGAUGACAAUCCUGAACCGAUGCACAGGCGAAAUCAUUCACUGUUCGGGAGUGUCUGGUCCAGUAUGCGAAGAGGUCACCACAGUUUCCGGGCAAAGUCGCUGAAAACUCCUGCCAAUCCAGCCCCAAAAAUUUCACCCUCAAACUCCAUAGACUUCCUCCCCUAUGCCUCCCUUCAUAGACACGGUGCAGUUGACAACCAAAUUACCGCGAGAUCACAUCAAGUUGUGCCAAAUGUAACAGGGGUGACUGGCAGCACUCCCGUCAAUCAGAUGGGCGUCGAGGAGAACAUUCCCAUGCGCCCAUUGGCGAUGUUCGCCAACACCAAUUCGGGAAUGCAACCAGCGAACUAUCAGAAUCCCUACAAAGUAUUGGAUCUCGAGGAUGGAAUUGAACAGCAGUUGACACCACCAACCCCACCACCAAGAAGGAAUCUACCCUCAACAGGUGCUGCUAUAACAUUUGCAACAGGCACCAGUGGUAAUGCUGAAUCGAGUAGUGCAACGACAAGUCGUACACCCUCACCAACUCUAAGUCCAUCACCAUCAUUUGCAUCAUCAUCGAACGAAGGGGCUCAUUAUUACGCAUAUGCAACCCGUGGAUGCUGUCCGGAUACCCCCGGCUGGAAGCAACAGCAUGCCCCUGCCGAUGGAAAUGAAGAUAAUCCUAAUGACAUUGAUAAGGGAAUAACAUCGAACGAGACUAAUACACGAGUUGUACAGCGUAAAAGGAGUAAGCAGGGCUCAUCAAAGAGAUCCUCAAAACGAUCAUCGAAUCGAUCAAAGGGCUCGUCAAAGCGCUCAAGCAAACACAGGGAGGGCUCCACUGACGGUAAAUAUUCAUCAGUGAGAUCACGAAAGUCUCACAAGAGUGAUGAUGAUGAUGAUACCAAAGCCAAAGAUUGUUCACAUCGAGAGAGAAGUAUUGCCAAUGGACUCAAAUUAGCCCAAACACAGGCCAUCGCUGUUGCUGGCUUCUUCGCUGAUGUUGAUGCACGUCAAUGGAGAGUUUGCGAAUCCUGUUUGUCACAUCGGGCCUCAUUUCACGGCAGAGUUUCGUGGGCCGGUGAGAGCAAUGGAGGCGUAGGCUCGGAGAGGUUGUCCCACAGCUUGCCCGGCAGUCCGUCUGAUAGGAAGCCCAAUUUCGAGGUCAUUGGAAGUGCAGAGAGUUUGGUGGGACGGGUACUAGCUGAACAAGGAUUAGGUAAAUACUGUGACCAAGAUUUUGUCCGUUACACAUCUCGAGAGAUGCAGGAGGCCCUUGACAUGACCCGCGAAGAGAUGGACCGUGCGGCCCAUCAGUUACUGUUACGUGAGCGUCGGGGCCAGCCAUUGACCUUUCAACUACAACAGAGUAUGGAUCAGCAUUGGAAUCCGAGACCUCAGGGCCCAAGGGAAGUAGCUUACGAGCAACUGCGGGAACAAAUGCCCUCAUUAGAGCAGCCACAAUUAUCCCUCCAGCCUCAGCCACAGCAGCAACAACAACAGCAGAUGUAUCGUGAGCAGCCGCCUUCUUAGCGGCUAAGAAUUCACCAGGUAAUGCUUGAACCACUCAUUAGCAACGAAUUCAUAUUACUCAUCGGUUUUAUUUCGAAAUGCGUAUUUUAAAGUUCGUCAGCGAUUGGGAAUUAAAAAUUGAAAUAUGAGGGAUAAGACAAUUCGGUUUCUCAUUCACAUUAAAUUUUUUUUCGAAUUAAUUUCGAAUUAACAAUUGGUUACUGAUUAUAAAUUUCGAAUGGGAAUUGGGUAAUCAAAGCGUAAUACGUCUUUUGAACUACAAGAUGUCAAAUUUUUUUGUUUAGAUUUUUGAAAAUUGGGUCGAUUUGUUUUUCAAUUAAAAAGAAAAUUAUCGAUUAUUAUUUUGAGGGUUUCGUUAUUUUGUUGAAAGUUAAUUUUUUAAAAACUUUUCUUUACUUUUUUUCAAUUUCAAAAGACAAAAAAUGAAAGAUAAUCCACUUUGUCAUCAAAAAUUCCCGAAGAAAAGAAAUUUUUCGUUUCAUUACUUAAUGUGACUUGAUUGGAAAAGCCCAUUAAUUGCGAAAAUAAUAUUGAUGCAAUUGUUAUGGAAUUUCCAUCGCAAAGUCCUCACAUUUCAAUUUUUCUAUUUUUUAUGCUCGUGAAUUCUUGCAAAACAUCUCCGAUUCUUUCACUUCCACAUCAGAUGAAGUAUUUCCAGAGAAUCAUUAGUAAUUCGCAUUAUUCUCUAGUUAGACCCAAAGUUGCAUUCUAAAAUUAUUUAUCCACUGAAUGUGAAAGAAGUGCUGGUGAUGUGUAAUAAAAGGCAAACAAAAAAAAUCGGAAUGAAAAAUAAACCAUAAAAAAAAUUUGAAAUUAUUAAAUCAGCUAUUUCCAAAGAAUCAUUGAAUCUCUCUAUCGUCACUUUCACCUAUAACUGUGAAUUUUAAUAAAGAACUAAUCUUAUUGUUGAGAAGUACCGUGACUAUCCAUUUGUCUGGACAAAUAACUAACUGUCAUUAAAUUUUAAAAAGAUAGUUUACAUCGAGGUAAAUGACGAUACUCAAGGAAUGAAUGAAAAGUUAUGAAGUUAUAUUGUUAUACAGUCCUGUUUCACAAGUUGUAAUCGUCGUCAUCAUUUCUAGUAUUCAGAAGGGGGGGUAAUUAUAAUCAUCGAUAACAUGGAGUGUGCGAGUGAAUGAGCAUGUCCGUACGAAAUAAUUCUAUCGGAAAAUUGGGGGAAUUCUAUCGAGAAAUCAUUUGGAUUUUUAUCGAACAUUAUUCUUCGAUUUUUUUCAAAAAAUCCGAAAAAAAACUAAUAUUGUUUUUUAGUAAUUAAAUAUCAGAUUACACCGGUCCCUGGGUCCCAUCCUCGGAUAAUAAAACCGCAGAUUACACCAUUUUCCAAUAUUAUCGGGAAAAAAACAGAAAGAUCAAUAAAAAUGCAAUUGAACGUUUAAAUUAAUUCGCUAGAUUUUCCAAUGAAAUUAUUUCGUACGUGAAAUACCAGAGGAAUAUAUAAAUUCAUAAAUACAAUAUAUAAAACUAUAUAUACAUAACAAGUGCCUAAGUAUUUAAUAAUAAUUAAUUUCGGACCAGAGAAUACCUUUUAUCAACUUAGAGACAAACAAAAAUAUGUUAAUCAUUGAGUUUUGAAUAAUACGUUGUUCUUUCGAUUGUAUACGCAUCUGCAUUCGACUGGUAAAUGAAAUAAAAUCAGCUCUCAUGGUGUUAAAUGCGUUACUCAUUAAAUUUGGGAGUUAGUGAUUGUGAAAAACUAUGAAAAUUAGGUAAUUAAAACAAAAUAAUGAAGGGGGGAGGAUAGAAGAAAUAUGAAUCACGAAUGAACUAUUAUACAAUAAGUAAAUAACAAUUUUAUCGUGUAAAACUCGCUUUUCGACGUUGUCCUUAUUGUAUUUACCAACUGUCUUUGUCUAAAUAUCUUUUUUGUACUUAAAAGAAAUUGUAAAUGAGGGAUUUACUGAUGUUAAAACAUGAUAUUGAGGGAUUAAUGAUUCAGUAGUGAAGUGGGUAAGGGGAUUGCGUCCCAAUGAAGAUCAAUCAGUCAAAAAAAAAUAGUAGAAACCAAUCAAAAAUAAUUCAGAGUAAUUUCAUUUCAAUUUUCUCUGUGAAAAUUCCUUUAACUUUCCCUUUCUUCCCGAAAAUCAUUUUACACAACUGAGUCACUUGAUUUUUCUCCUCAAUAUUUCCAUUCACGUUAUCAGAAACACCCACUCCACUACUGAAUUGAUAUCGUUAAUUUUUUUUGUAGAUCCCACGCCGUUUAUAGAAUUUUACUGUGAUUAAAAAUAAUAAAAAUAACAAGAUAAAAAAACUACAGGGGCUACGGAGUUUACAAUUAAAAAAGAAGAAUUUACUCUCGUAUUUUUAUCGAACUGACAAUUGUUACGUCUAUUGGAUUUUAGUUCGCCCCCCUAUUGAAUAUACUCAUUGUUUAGUAUCAAAAAAUCAAUUGCGACCAAAUACUUUGCACAAAAAUAUAAAUAUUGAGUGAAGUGUUUUUUAUUAUGCAACCAAUAUGUCAUUUACUGAGUGCCUGAUUUUAUAAGUGGCUUUGCCAUCGUAAGUCGAGCUAAGCACUAUUCAUUCGAAAAUUAAACUCUUGGUUCAGCUUUGUGUUGGAGUAUAUCAGUAAAUAAAUUAUAUAAAUACAAAUCCAUCGAAAAAAAAAAACAUUGGAGAAUUAGAUUGAGGCACGUUGUAGGAGAAGUUUAGAAGAAUAAAUAUGAAAGCGUAUUAGGAAAAUGUGGAGUUGAUGAAGAAUGAUGACAUUACAACGGACUUUAUUUGAACAUAUUUUUCCGAGUGCCGUUAAUGUGAAAAUAAAUUUAUUUGUUGAAUAUUAUUGUGUGUAAAUAUAUACACUUGUAUUACGAGUUAUUCACAGAGAAAGAGAGAGAGAGCGAGAGAGAACGAUAAUCCUUGAAAAUUAAUAAAAUUGAUACGUGAAAAUUAAGGAGAUAUUGAUGAUUCGAAUUGAUAACAAUGUAGAUAGGAAAUUUGCACGAUUCUGUUGGUGAAGUAAUUUUAAAAAAUACAAAAAAAUUCUAAACACUGUUUCAUCCUCAUUAAAUCGUGUAUUGGACUUUGUUUAAUUUUAAUGAUAUAUUGUAAUCGUUUAUAAUUGAUUUAUAUAAACAGAAGGUCCGGGUGGGACUUCUAUGUAUGGAGAACAAAAGAAAUUGUAAAUAAAUUAUGAAAAUUGA
Molecule: messenger RNA, 9709 nt
Organism: Diachasmimorpha longicaudata
Lineage: Eukaryota; Metazoa; Arthropoda; Insecta; Hymenoptera; Braconidae
Gene: Ca-alpha1D
Product: muscle calcium channel subunit alpha-1
Exons: 24
Coding region: 84-6545 (2153 amino acids)
Biological process (GO): calcium ion import across plasma membrane
Cellular component (GO): voltage-gated calcium channel complex; membrane
Molecular function (GO): high voltage-gated calcium channel activity
Source: RefSeq, a predicted model, not a curated record